Molecule: messenger RNA, 1131 nt
Organism: Vanderwaltozyma polyspora DSM 70294
Lineage: Eukaryota; Fungi; Ascomycota; Saccharomycetes; Saccharomycetales; Saccharomycetaceae
Gene: IPL1
Product: aurora kinase
Exons: 1
Coding region: 1-1131 (376 amino acids)
Biological process (GO): regulation of cytokinesis; mitotic spindle organization; protein phosphorylation
Cellular component (GO): spindle microtubule; spindle pole centrosome; chromosome passenger complex
Molecular function (GO): ATP binding; protein kinase activity
Source: RefSeq, a predicted model, not a curated record
AUGAUGGAUUCUAACAGAAGGCAGUCGUUAAAGCAGAGAAAUUUAUUGUUAAGUAUGCGUUUAAAUAAUAAUAAUAACAAUAACAAUAACAAUACUACAAAAGUUAAGAAUAUUAGCGGAGUAAAGAAUAAUAGCAAUGGUAAGGUAUGGAGAUUAUCUUAUUCUCCUAGGGGUAAAAAUAAUCAUCAUAGUCAUGGUACAUCGUCAAAGAUCCCUUCUCCUGUAAGGAAUAGUGCCAAUGCUACUACAAUUGCAACAACGACAGUGGCGACAACAGGAUCAAUACCAGCUUCAUCAACAUCUUCACAGAUUAAAGGUAGAUUCCCAAUGGUAGAUUUAAAAUUAAAUGAUUUUGAAAUUGGUAGAAAGUUAGGUAAAGGAAAAUUUGGUAAAGUAUAUUGUGUUCGUCACAAACCUUCGGGACUUAUAUGUGCAUUAAAAGUAAUGAAUAAAAUGGAAAUUGUUAAUUUCAAUGUACAAAAGCAAUUCAAAAGAGAAAUUGACAUUCAAUAUCAUUUAAACCAUAAAAAUCUAACCAAGUUAUAUGCGUUCUUCCACGAUUCAAAAAAUGUUUAUCUAGUUAUGGAAUACCUAAUAGGCGGCGAGUUAUACAAAUUAUUAAAAAAAAAUGGGCCAAUGAAUGAUAUUACAGCUUCAAAUUACGUUUACCAAAUGACUGAUGCUUUGAAUUAUAUGCAUAAAAGAAAAAUAAUACACAGAGAUUUAAAACCAGAAAAUAUACUGAUAGGUUUUAAUAAUCAAAUUAAAUUGACAGAUUUUGGUUGGAGUAUAUAUAACCCAAAUAAUCAGAAGAGGAAAACUCUUUGUGGAACAAUUGAUUACCUUUCACCAGAAUUGAUAAGUUCAAGAGAGUAUGAUGAAAAUGUAGAUGUUUGGGCAUUAGGAAUACUCACUUACGAACUAGUAGUAGGAGCUCCCCCAUUUGAAGAAGAUACAAAAGAACAAACCUACAAACGUAUAGCAAAAUCUGAUUUAAAAUUCCCUCCCAAUGUGUCUUCAGAAGCAAGGGAUCUCAUUACGAAUUUAUUAAAAGUUGUUCCAUCAGAAAGGUUCAACCUCCAACAAGUAAUGAAUCAUCCAUGGAUCGAAAAGAAUAAACCAUUUUGGUAA